Penicillium canescens is the source of this 882-nucleotide messenger RNA. Its product is annotated as phytanoyl-CoA dioxygenase family protein. The transcript has a single exon. The record is from RefSeq and is a predicted model, not a curated record. The coding region runs from base 1 to 882 and encodes 293 amino acids. NCBI's taxonomy places the organism in Eukaryota, Fungi, Ascomycota, Eurotiomycetes, Eurotiales, Aspergillaceae.
AUGGCUUCCCAAGAACCCCAGAUCAAGCUCAUCGAGUUAACCGACGAAGAGCUUGCAACUCGAAAUAUCGGAUCACACAACCUGCAGAAAUGCCUGGAAGCCCUCCACCGCGACGGAAUAGUCGUCCUCAAGAACGCAGUCAACCCAUCCCAUCUAGACAAGCUCAAUGAGCGAAUGGUCGACGAAGCAAAAACACUCUAUGCACGCACAGAGACCCAUAGAAAUUUCGGCAAAGGAACAGGCAACAUUCAACAAGAGCCCGUCUGCUCACCAGACUACAUCUUCGAGGAUAUAAUCGCAAACCCCUUCGCAACAUCCGUAAUCGAAAGCAUGAUCGGCCCACACCCAACAAUGCGCUUUUACAGUGCCAACACGGCAUUCAAAGCAACAGAGAGACAGCCAGUACAUAUCGAUAUUGACUUUGACAUGCCACGCAUGCCGUUCGCCUACUGUGUCAAUGUCAAUCUCGUCGAGACCUCGCCUGAGAAUGGAGCGACGGAGGUGUGGCUGGGUAGUCAUACUGACACAGAUCAAUCUGUGCUGGAUCAAACCACUGAGAAUAAGCAGAUCAAGGCCGAUGUUUUAGAGGAGCGGAGGCGGAUCAGUCCUGGUAUUCAGCCUAGGUUGCCGAAGGGUUCAUUGAUGAUUCGGGAUUUCAGGUUGUGGCAUGCUGGGAUGCCGAAUCGGACUGAUGAUCCGAGAGUUAUGCUUGUUUCUAUUCAGUUUGCGAGCUGGUAUCGGAGUGAGCUUAAGUUUGUGUUGCCGCGGAGUUUGGAGGGGAAGGUUGAUUGGGGGCGUGUGGUGCCUGCCGUGCAGUGGGUUGAUGAUGAUUACGAUUAUUUGCAGGGGGCGCAUGAUCAUGACUUUUCUUUAUUGCCAUAG